Molecule: messenger RNA, 3068 nt
Organism: Hippocampus zosterae (dwarf seahorse)
Lineage: Eukaryota; Metazoa; Chordata; Actinopteri; Syngnathiformes; Syngnathidae
Gene: ext1c
Product: exostoses (multiple) 1c
Exons: 11
Coding region: 95-2326 (743 amino acids)
Cellular component (GO): membrane
Molecular function (GO): glycosyltransferase activity
Source: RefSeq, a predicted model, not a curated record
UUCAAAGCUGAGGGGCAAAGGGGAGGAAAAAACAAGGACAAGUGAGCGAGAGACCCAAGAAGGAAAAAAAAAAAUUAGACUGCGGCAGGCCCCCAUGCAGGCGCGGAAGAAAUAUGUUCUGCUGGGCUUGUGUACAUUCUGCUGGCUGGUUCUCUUUUACUUCGGUAGGGGAGUCCAGCUACCUGUACCUCUGCUCCGGAUGCUGACAGGCCAGCAGGGUGAGGUCAUGCGACCCUGGCCCAACUGGACCGACCGGGCCUUCCUGCCCUGCUAUGCUCACCUGAACGAGCUCCAGACAGACCCCGGGACGUCCGAGUCGCCCGGGCAGCGGCGACAGGCGUGGUCUGUUAUCUACAAGGACAGCCGCUGCCGCAUGGAGACCUGCUUUGACUUUUCCCGCUGCCGGCGUCGAGGAAGAGAAGGGUUCCGGGUGUACGUCUAUCCGUCGGAGAAAAACGACCGCGUCUCCGAAAGCUACAAAAAAAUCCUGACGUCGAUCGCCGAGUCACGAUACUACACGUCGGAUCCGCGUGAGGCGUGUUUGUUUGUGCUCGGGAUCGACACCCUGGACAGAGACCAGCUGUCAGGACAGUUUGUGCCCAACGUGGAUGAACGCAUUCGGGGUUACCCUCUUUGGAACGACGGGCGCAAUCACCUGAUCUUUAAUCUUUACUCGGGCACUUGGCCCAACUACACAGAGGAUCUGGGUUUCAACAUCGGCCAGGCCAUCUUAGCAAGAGCCAGCCUCAACACGGAACAUUUCAGGCCCGGUUUUGACAUCUCCAUCCCGCUCUUUUCAAAGGACCACCCGCAGAAGGGUGGAGAACGAGGCUGGUUGGUCCGGAACACCACCCCGCCGCGGAGGAAGUACCUGCUGAUGUUCAAAGGGAAGCGCUACCUGACGGGCAUCGGCUCGGACACCCGAAACGCUCUCCAUCACAUCCACAACGGGAAGGACAUUGUGUCGCUCACGACAUGCCGCCACGGGAAGGACUGGGAAAAGCAUAAAGACGCCCGUUGUGAUCAUGACAACCUGGAAUACGAAAGGUUUGACUACCAGGAGCUACUUCACAACUCCACCUUUUGUCUAGUGCCUCGAGGACGACGCUUGGGCUCCUUCCGCUUCCUCGAGUCCUUGCAGGCGGCAUGUAUACCCGUGUUGCUGAGCAACGGCUGGGAGCUGCCAUUUUCCGACGUCAUACAAUGGAACCAGGCCGUCAUUGAAGGAGAUGAGCGACUACUGUUACAGGUGCCGUCGACAGUGAGAGCUGUGGCAAGUGAGCGGGUUUUGGCUCUCAGACAGAGAACGCAGAUCCUGUGGGAAGCCUACUUCUCUUCCGUGGACAAGAUCGUCGUCACCACACUGGAGAUCAUUAAGGAUCGUGUAUUUUCUCACACAUCAAGGAACAAAUACAUGUGGAACGCCCUACCGGGAGGUCUACUGGUCCUGCCAGAAUAUUCCACUCACCUUGCACAUUUCCCUUUCUACUACCUGGGAUUAGGCAUCAGUCCAAAUCAGGAGUUCACUGCCAUCAUCCACGCUGUCUCUCCGUUGGUGUCUCAGUCUCAGCCAAUCAUGAAGUUGCUUCAAGUGGUCUCCAAGUCCAAAUAUUGCUCGCAAAUCAUCAUCCUCUGGAACAGCGAGAAAGCGCCACCCAGUCGCAGCAAAUGGCCUCCCAUGCCCGUCCCCCUCACCGUGACAGACGGCAAGAGGAAGACCACCAGUCGGUUCCUGCCACAUGUUGCCAUAGAAACCGAUGCGGUGCUGAGUCUGGAUGAGGACACGGUCCUGUUGACGAGCGAGGUGAACUUCGCCUUCCUGGUGUGGCGGAGCUUCCCAGAUCGGAUCGUCGGGUAUCCUCCUCGGAGUCACUUUUGGGAUCCCUUGAAGCACGCUUGGGGCUACACCUCCAAAUGGACCAAUGACUAUUCAAUAGUCUUGACUGGGGCUGCCUUCUACCACAGAUACUACCACUACCUGUUCUCGCACUACCUGCCGCAGUCAUUGAGAACCAUUGUGGAUCAUACGUCCAACUGCGAGGACAUCCUGAUGAAUUUCCUGGUUUCCGCUGUCACCCGCCUGCCGCCCAUCAAAGUGGCUCAAAGGAAACAAUACAAGGAGUUGCCGAGCCCGCAGGUAGCCACAAAAAAUGUCCCCUGGGCCAACCCGGAGCAUUUCAACCAGCGCCAGGAGUGUAUCAACACCUUUGCCAACUGGUUUGGCUACAUGCCUCUGGUCCACUCCCAAUUCCGCCUGGACCCCGUGCUCUUCAAAGAUCAAGUGUCAGUCCUCCGAAAGAAAUAUAAAGACCUCGAGAAGGCAUGAUGUGACUGACCAGAGAGCCGGUCCGUAGCGGCCGGCUUUUGAAGGACACCGACCAAAGUCUGUCCAGCUGAGAGGGACUCGUGUAAGCUGUCAUAUGGACAAUCGGACAGACCCCGGUGGGCUGUGGAUCAAGUCCUGUUAAGUGCAACGUGAACUCUAACCCCUUCCAGCUAUAAAAAAAAAAAUAGCCACCCUGUCGACGAGGUGCCAGUCUUUAUUGAAGCACUUGAAGAACCCUCGGUUGCAAGUGAUGUCGCUGUGCAUGAAUGGGAAGGAAGGUGGGUUAGCGGUGCCAUGUUCUCUUCUUAGCAUUCCCGAGCGGGAGCCGAGGAAAAACGGACAAUGUGACUGGCAAAAUGUAAACGAAGACAUAAAAUGAUUUGCACUUUGCUGUGGUGUUUCCUGAAUCUCCGUUUUUUUUUCUGCCCCCCACCCCUUUGCAGUUCAGUGUGACAGUUGAAGGACUUCUUUUUUUCCCCGUAGUUUUAAUGAGAAAAAACAUUUUGACUUGGUACAAAACACAUAUGGCCCAGUUGACAAAAUUACAUUCACAGGCAAGCAAACCUGAACAACAAGGGCACACUUUGAGGAAGACACAUGUAACGCAUGCACAUACACACCUGAGAUGUAAUGUACCGGAAUUGAACCCUGCACCUCUGCAGCCAGCACGGUAACCAGUCGACAAACAGGCUGCCUCAAGGAACUCCAUUGAAGUGAAUCGAGAGUCACUCGUCAUCCCCCC